This is a messenger RNA of Wyeomyia smithii (pitcher-plant mosquito), 2812 nucleotides long. Its product is annotated as organic cation transporter protein. The transcript is spliced from 3 exons. Gene Ontology annotation, biological process: transmembrane transport. Gene Ontology annotation, molecular function: transmembrane transporter activity. Lineage: Eukaryota; Metazoa; Arthropoda; Insecta; Diptera; Culicidae. The coding region runs from base 919 to 2583 and encodes 554 amino acids. Gene Ontology annotation, cellular component: membrane. The record is from RefSeq and is a predicted model, not a curated record.
GUGUUGUGCGAAUCGUCCGAAAAAGAAACCCUGCACCCAGCGGUGAGAGACAAACCGUCUCUGACUUCGCGACUGUGGAUUACAUUUGGACGGAAAAUCGAACCCGAUUUGCUCUCCAAUCACGGAGAACCGUUCGAAGCGCACAGCUAGUGGCGCAUGCGUUCCGUGGCCAGACAACAACCGAAAAACAUUUGGUUCAGUUCACUUUAGUGUUUUUCGUGAUAAGGUGAUGUUCAACCGUCCGACCUGCUUGGAAUUUCAAGUUCAAGUGCAGAUUCAAACCAAAAAGAACGGCCCCACGGAAAGCCAGAUGCACUAGAGUGCAUCGCCGUCAGUGAGACUUCAGCCCAAACCACCCGUCACAUUAGGCGUGCAACCGAGUGGAAAACUCACAACACACAACGGACUCAGUAAUUAGUAACCCACACACCGGGUAGUAAAUAUUGGUAGACCGAAACUCGUACAGAGAAAGAGUGAACUGCGCGCGCGUUUGCUCAUCCAUCAUUGGAGCUGCGCUCGGUCGCUCGAUGACGCUCUCGAUGACUGCCACGGCAGGAGUGUGAGUUUCGCGACUGCUUGGUGACCGAGAAUCGCGCACGCCAAUCGAUCCAUUUCGCGAAGGUUUGGCGCGGAGUUGCUCGCAGACGAUCGGCUCAACCGGACGGACUUUUUUCCUCCAGUGCGCCGCGUAUCCGAUCGAAUAGCGGUGGCUUUAGUUCGGUGUGGUUCCCAGGACAAACGUUAGUAGCUGGGGAAAGUGUUCUUUGACAAACGAAACUUAACCAAUAAACAAUCGAAAGUAGUCCCGCGGAUAAGGCCAACUGGGAAGGUCGGAGGUCUACAAGUUUUGUGUCUUUCACUCUUCGUUCCAUUCGUUCUGACAACUGGUGCAACAGCAGUAACAGCAGCAGCAGCAGCAUGGCGGUCGAUCAUACGCUGGAGGAGCUGAUGGGAAUGUUGGGUGACUUCGGUCGUUACCAAGCGUUCCAGUUCAUCCUGCAUCUGUUGGCGGCGGUAACAGCCGGUCUGCAUAUGCUGUCGCUGGUAACGGUGGCCGCUAUUCCGGAACAUCGCUGUUUUAUCGAUGCUAUCGAUUCGGUGAACGCUACCAGUUCGCUGGUGGACUUCGACACCCUGUCAGAAUACAUUCCACUGAACAAAGAUGGCGAGCUGGAUUCGUGUCUGAUGUUCGCGUCCGGUUCGUCCGCGAAUGCCACCGUCGCUUGUGGUUCUUAUGUGUACAACAAUACUUACUACCAAUCAUCCCGGACGAUCGAGUGGAAUCUGGUGUGCGAUCGACGCUGGAUGGGUGCCCUGGGACAGACGAUCUACAUGCUGGGAGUCUUCACUGGUGCGGUGUGGUUGGGUGGUCUAGCUGAUAAGAUCGGUCGCAAGAAGGUGUUCUGCUGGUCCGGAUUGCUGCAGUUGAUCCUGGGAGUGGCAGUUGCCUUCACACCGGAAUAUUACUCCUUCUUGGUUCUUCGAUAUCUGUAUGGUAUUUUUGGUAGCGCUGGAAGUUACAUUACCGGAUUCGUGUUGACCAUGGAGCUGGUUGGACCGAGCAAACGAACACCGUGUGGCAUAUCCUUCCAGGCGGCUUUCGCUGGUGGCAUCAUUCUGGUAGCAGCGUGGGGUGCCCUGAUUACUGAUCGAUUGAUUCUACAAGUCGUCUAUGGACUGCACGGUGUACUACUGAUCGCUCACUGGUGGGUCAUGGAUGAGUCUCCGCGUUGGCUGUGGAUGCAGAAUCGUAAGCGAGAAGCCAUUGAUAUUAUUGCCAAAGCUGUUCGCAUGAACGGACGCGGAUUGAACGUUGAUAAAGAGUACUACCUUUCAAAGGACAAAUCUAGCUAUUCUGUGGAAUCCACACCGAAAGCAAGUGCCGGGUUGAGUGACCUGUUCAAAACCCCGAAUCUCCGCAAAAUGACACUGAACGUGUGCCUGUGUUGGUUUGCCAACUCGAUCACGUACUACGGCCUAUCGCUUAGCUCCGGAAAACUAGGUGGAAAUCCCUUCUUAAUUCUGUUCUUGAUGGCAUUGGUUGAAAUGCCCAGCUACAUUGCGAUCAGUUUCUUACUGGACAAAUUAGGUCGCCGCUCGAUUACCAGCUCACUCAUGAUUGUCGGAGGCAUUUGUUGUAUCGUAGCUGCGUAUCUCACUCGAGGAAGUAUCGAAUCUACCACAAUCGUAAUGUUCGGCAAGCUGUUCAUCGCCGGUUCGUUUGCCGUCAUUUACAAUUAUUCAGCCGAACUGUUUCCGACAGUGGUGCGAAACUCCGCCAUGGGAUUGGGAUCGAUGUGCGCCCGUUUGGCCGGUGCUUCGACACCGAUGAUUAUCCUGUUCGAUUCUUUCGAUCCGAAAAUUCCGGCAGUACUGUUUGGUGUUAUGUCGCUGAUCUCCGGUACUUGGGUACUGUUCCUGCCGGAAACCAACGGAAAACCAAUGCCCCAGAGCUUACAGGAUGGAGAGAACUUUGGCCGGGGCGAUACGGCGUUUUCGAGCUGCUUGGGACGAAACAAGACCCAUAUAGAGGAUAUGCCACCGGCUCAGCAGAUGGUUCCGUUGCAGACGAUCGAGCGGUAGAAUCCGGGAGCCAGAAUUCAAGUUUGAUUCCCCUGUCUUUUGUAUAGAUUAAGCUUGAAUGUUAGACAAACACUGCUUUCGGAACAUUUGACGCGAGGGUUGUGAGUGUGAUGCAUGUGUGAAUAAUGUGGUAUGCUUGAAUGUUGCGAAAAAGAAGUAGCAAAAUCUGUACAUUGUAAAGUGAAAUAGUGUGGAAUAAAUUUUAGAACAAUUAUUGAUAUGUAACAAA